Molecule: messenger RNA, 2421 nt
Organism: Paramisgurnus dabryanus
Lineage: Eukaryota; Metazoa; Chordata; Actinopteri; Cypriniformes; Cobitidae
Gene: nsun3
Product: NOP2/Sun RNA methyltransferase 3
Biological process (GO): rRNA methylation
Cellular component (GO): mitochondrial large ribosomal subunit
Molecular function (GO): RNA methyltransferase activity
Source: RefSeq, a predicted model, not a curated record
GGGGAAGGCGGACUGCAGAGGAUAAACAAAUAAGCUGUGUCUCAUUUCAUUUAAUUUCGAAGGUUGUAUCCUCACAAGGACUCAUCCUCUGAAGGAUGUGGUCUACGGAGAGUUCUUAACCAGAAUUAAACGAGACGUCCUUCAUAGGAAACACGGGCAGGAAAGGAAAUAGGAAGUGUCACGUUGCUAUGCCAACACGUUCACGGCCGCCGUCAUUUUUUCAAAUAAACGGUUGUUGACGUCAACGCAAAGAAUUGUGGGCUAUCUGUAGCAGCAAAGGAUACAUCUCCUUCGACUUCCUGUGAAAGAAGAGCGCAUUCGAAUAUCGCCUUCAGAGAGUCCUACUUACAUUUCUGAAAUGAGACCGUCUCAAUGACGUAACCUUAGAACGCGACCUCUAGAGGACGCAACCUGUGAAACGAGACACAGCUAGAGUCACAAACUGAGCGUUCUUUACCGGUGUACAUAUCGAUGUUUUCUGUAGCAUUGUGGUAUAUUAAGGGAUUUUCCAGUAGCCAUAUUCUCUUUCUGAAGUCUUUUAAGUGUUGGCACUCAUCCAGUUAGCGGAAAAAACACGAUGAGGCUUACAGCACGCUGUAAAUAUAAAUCUGUGAAGCAAGUCUGCAAGACUGUACUCCAGCAUUUUGAUGCACAGUACAAUCAAGAACUUGGAGAGCAGUGGCAUCGUGCAAGGGAGGUGCUUCUGAAUCCACACUCAUGGCAAUAUGGUGUCUUGCUUAAUCGCUUCAGUGACCUUACAAACCUCAAGCAAGGCCUUACAGCACUAGGAUACAGAAGCCUCCUUCCACAAGUAUAUCCUGAAUCCCAGACCCACACAGCACACUUCCCCCUACAGUGUUAUAUUCACAGAGAUCCAGUGCAUCUUCCCAAACAAGUCCACCACCCAGGUUGGCUGAAACAGUACUUUCUCCUGAAUGCAGCCUCAGUUUUGCCAGUACUGACUUUGGAUGUGAAGGAAGGGGAAAAUGUGCUUGAUCUUUGUGCAGCUCCUGGUGGGAAAAGUCUGGCAAUACUGCAGAUGACCACUCCUGGGUUCUGUCAUUGUAAUGAGGUGGAUAAGCACAGAUAUGACUGGCUGGUGAAGACUCUGAAGUCAUAUGUUCCUGCUACACUACAACACUUGCUUUCAGUGACUCACCUGGAUGGCAGAAGUAUUGCGAGCGAGCGACCAGGGACUUAUGACAAGGUGCUUGUAGAUGCCCCAUGCUCUAAUGACCGGAGUUGGUUGUAUACCCCUGAUACCCAUCGGCUAAAGGAAAGAGCUCAACUUCCAGUCUUACAGAAAGAGCUGCUCUGUUCGGCCCUAACAGCAGUGCGUCCUGGAGGUGUGGUUGUAUAUUCCACUUGCACCAUGUCAUGUGCAGAGAACCAGUUGGUUGUGGAGGCGGUCCUUGAAUCCUAUCCAGGGGUUGAGCUUCUGGAUCUCACGCAGGAGUUUAUUGACUUGCUUUCUGAUCACUUCUACUUUGCCCGCCUACAUCUUCCAGUGGGGCAGUUAGUGAUCCCAAAAAAGGGGAAAACUUGGGGACCAAUGUAUGUUUCUCGAUUGAAAAGAUUAUAUUAACUCAUGCUAGUCUUAGCCUUGGGGCAGUAAUAUAAUUGUUCAUUUAAAAUGGGAAUCUUGCUUCUGGAUAGUUAUUUUUCUGCAUAUUUCAGUUCCAACACACCUGCCUGCAAUUUUCAAGUAAACCUGAACAUUUGGAUUUGUUGGUUCUGCUGUUUUAAUUGCUAGAUUUUCCGCAUCCAUUUAAUGCGCCAACGCAUCCGGAUACUUAACCAUGGAUAUUUAGACAUAGUAUAAAUUAUUUCUUAUUCAAAUAAUUACACUACCAGGCCGCCAGGACAGCGCCAUUUCCAGGACAUAAAAAAAUCAGGAUAGAUGAAGAAAAGUAGCGGAUCCAACAUUGCAAACAAAGAUUACAACAGAAAGUAAAAACAGGUAUGGUAAAGAAAAUGCUCAUUAGCUUUCUGUUCUUGAAAAAAAAGAAAAUAAAAGAUGAAAAACUAUGAUGUGUGCAAAAGCUGUGUAUUGCCAUUGUGCAUAUUGUUUAUAGUAGAGUGUCCUGUUUCAAAAAAAUUUCAUGCAUGUGCUGUUGUACGCAUUCCAUCCGCACCGUCCCACAAAGUGAGCUGCAUGCAAACUGGGUGUAUGGACAACCGUGGACCUUCCUGAUGACGAUAAUUUGGUCAUGCAGAUGGUGCACGUACGCGAACUGCCCAAGUAUACUUUGGGCAAUAAAUUGGAGUUGGAGCUGAAAUUUACAGGACAGUAGCUCUCCAGGAGCAAUAUUUGAGUGCUGUAGUGCGUACAUGGUACAUGCACACUCAGUUUUUAGGGCUUAGAUUUAACCAACUGAUCUGUCAAAUAAUGUGCCAAUAAACAAAAACCAAAUAAACAGA